Xylaria bambusicola is the source of this 1414-nucleotide messenger RNA. RefSeq lists its product as uncharacterized. The record is from RefSeq and is a predicted model, not a curated record. Bases 1 to 1278 code for a protein of 425 amino acids. NCBI's taxonomy places the organism in Eukaryota, Fungi, Ascomycota, Sordariomycetes, Xylariales, Xylariaceae. The transcript is spliced from 5 exons.
AUGCCGGCUGCAAGUGUCCCUGUCGGCUAUGAAUACGACAAUUUCAGGGUACCUGCUGAUAUGAAUUCCACUGCCAUGCCUGUUCAGAACCCUCUCAACGUAAAUGCCCUCCCAUACGACUUUGCGCCUCUGGAUCGUCAGGAUCUAUACCAAGGUCAUCGGCCUACAUUUAUGGCGCCAAUGGCCCAUGAUCCGAUGGGCAUGAUGCCGCAACCGGCCUUCCCCCAUGGGGAUUACUUUCAAACAGGAUACACAAUGCAGCCGUAUCCUCCUUUCCGAGCAAUUCCUCCACCUCCUGCUGCACAGUUUCCGGUUCUGUAUGGCGCGUAUAACCACGGAGCAGCCAACAACAAGCGAAAACUCUCCCGAGAGGUUGACUCCCCAGAGGUUGAGAAUCCCCGCAAGAGGGCUAAGAAGCAAAAGGACCCUAAAAAGGUGGGAAAGCCAAACUGCUUCAUGUGCUAUCGCAGAGCUAUGGUAGCACAAAUCAAAAACACGCACCCUGGCAUCGAAAACGGGCAGAUUUCGAGAGUUGCUAGCGACUGGUGGAAGAAACUGAGUGAUGCGGAAAAACAGCCAUACAUCGAUCAGGCUGCCAGGCUCCGACGUGGUGAAGAACAGCUCACUCCUAUCCGUUCACCACAAUCCGCAGUAGCAAAUCCUGCUGUUAACAACGCCGACCGAGAAGAACAGCUCAUUCUUAUCCGUUCACCACAAUCCGCAGUAGCAAAUCCUGCUGUUAACAACGCCAACCAAGAAGAACAGCUCAUUCCUAUCCGUUCACCACAAUCCGCAGUAGCAAGUCCUGCUGUUGACAACGCCGACCGAGAAGAGCAGCUCAUUAUUAUCCCUUCACCACAAUUCGCAGUAGCAAAUCCUGCUAUUAACAACGUCGACCGAGAAGAGCCACUCGUACAAAGCCCCGUGUCAAGAAACGAUAUGCCAGAUGUCGUCCAGCAAGACGAAGUUUCCACAGCUAUUGCGGCGGUAUCUGAUGAGGACGGCGCUGAGCUUUUCAACAACUGGUUUAAUCCAGAGGUCGCUUCUAGCCCCAUCAUCCAGGGCGCUGAGGCAUCCUCGGUCGCGAAUGGUAACCACUCCAACGUGUCCGAUGCAGGUCCGAUUGACCAUGACCUUCCUAGUCAGUUCGUCGACAAUAGCCUCAACAAUAAUGAGGACGACCCAUUGGCUUUCUUCGACUUCGAUCAUGUUGAUUUCAGCGCGGUCUUGUUCGAGCAAGGCAACGAUGACUUGGACCGAGUUUUAUUCGGACCCUAAGCGUGAAUGAUCGACAGUAACGUCUCUCACGCAUGCACUAAUGUCUAUGAGAGUCGUCGAGCUGUGCAGUCCACUGCUAAGAACAGAUUGUCAGAAUUAUUGCAACUUGGACUGUAACGGUACUUUUCUUAUGUAU